AUGACGUACAUAGACUGCUUCGGUGACAUGCCCGAGGAGCUGGUGAAGAUGGUGAAGGAGAGGCUGGCGGCGAAGAAUUUGGAGGCCGCGGUGGAGUUGGUGGUUGCGGCGGCCGGAGAUGACGACGAUUCUGACUCCUCCACGGGGAUCUUGUCGUCUUCCUCCGACGAGGAGUGCGGAGGAGGCAUUCACCGAGAGUGGUGA
Molecule: messenger RNA, 204 nt
Organism: Linum trigynum
Lineage: Eukaryota; Viridiplantae; Streptophyta; Magnoliopsida; Malpighiales; Linaceae
Source: the annotation of a GenBank genome assembly